AUGAGAGAACUUUUGAACAAAGUGUUGUAUGGGUCAUCUAGCCCCCAAGGUGUCUCUCCCAAUGACGGCCCUCAAUCACUUAUUGUCCGACCACACCCAAAAGAUGACAAUCUCCUCGUUAUCAUGCCCGCCAGUUCGCCAAAAGAUGCACCUCCACUAUACACGAUAUCUAAGCGCUCGAGCAAUCCCAACUUUGUCCUACACCGCGGAUUUCCAGCCCCCGAAAACACCGUCGCAGUAGCAUCAAUGCACAUAAGCACAUCAACGGUUGACCUAUCAGUUUACAAUCAGCCCAUGGUUAUCAAGAACAGCUCCAUGACGGGGAGUUGGUCGUUUGAUACCCACAUGGGCAAGUUCAAGUGGAAAGUCAAUCAGUACACAGGAACGGGCUUCGAGUUGUAUGAUCGACAAGGGAAUAAAAUUGCAAAGUACGGAAAUGCAGGGCUGAUGAACUUUGGGGACAAGCAACUUAGUAUCUAUGUAUCCGGGGACGAAUUCUUCACUACCAUGGUGCUGUUGUCUGCUGUGGCCUCGAAGGAGUUGGCCAAGGUUAUUGAGGAGGUGGUUGGGGAGGUUGCUGGUGCAGUGUUGGGCGCUUAG
Fusarium venenatum is the source of this 600-nucleotide messenger RNA. RefSeq lists its product as uncharacterized. NCBI's taxonomy places the organism in Eukaryota, Fungi, Ascomycota, Sordariomycetes, Hypocreales, Nectriaceae. The record is from RefSeq and is a predicted model, not a curated record.